ACCUAAACCCUAGAAGCACCAUCCCACCAGACCUGAAACCACCGCCACCUAGAAGCUGACCGCGCUGACGACCGGAAUCCCACCCAACCAACCCAACCCCAAAACCCCAUUAACCCAAACCCAGCCAACCUCAAAACCAUUCGAAAACCAACCAAACCAAACCCGACAUUGGGUUCGACGCAAAUUCAGGGCAGGGAGUUCGAUGCGGCUUGAAUCGGGGGAUGGGGGAGGUCAGCGACGUCGGAAUCGGGGGAUGGGGUUGGUUAGCAAGGUCGAAAUUUGGGGGGGGGGUGGCUGGAUUCUUGGGACAAGCUAAGGGAGUUUAACGGCCGGAUUCCUGGGACAAGGGAGUUCGCGCGUGGCCGGAUUCCUGGGACAAGGGAGUUCGACGACCGGAUUCCUGGGACAAUGGAGUUUGGCGGCAGGAUUCUGGGAGGUCGGCAGCUGGGAGUGGCGGCAAGGUUGGUGGUUUGGCUGGUGGGUGUUUUUAAAAUUAAUUAAUUAAUUUUUGUAACUUUUUUUUUAAUUUUAUUAUUUAGACCAAUCAGGUGCCAACACGUGUCAAACAACUUGCUAUAACAAGUUAACUGGCUGGUUGGGACCAUUUGAAUAAAAUUGGCAUGAAAGGUGAGAUUAUUUAAAAAUAACUCAAAGAUGAGAUUAUUUUUCGCGGACGGCCCAAAGGUCAGAUUAUUCCGGGCAAUUUUGUCUAUUUUUUUUUAAGGAAGCUUAAACCUUUGAGGAAUCUUCUCAUUUGUAAAGUGUUGCAGCGUGUAAUUGAUGAGUUUCAGAAAAAAAAGAAAAAUUGAUGAGUUUAAGAAAAGUUUAGUUGCAUCCCCAUUCCAAUUUACACAGAUCCAAUUUUAAACCCUAAAAAAUCCACCAAUUUUCCCCCUAAUUUCUUCUUAACAUUUUAAAAUCCGAAACACAAUUCAAAACGAAACGUUAUCAAUGGUGACAAAAAGUUGAAGAAUUCAGAAGAAAGAAAGAAUUCAGGCGAAAUGGACGUUCGAAGGGAUGAAGAACAAAGUGAGAGAAUACGGAGUUGUAGCAGAUGCAUGGUUAAAGGUGACAAAAUGUGUUACCAACAUAUUGUUUCAUAUUUAUUUCCAGUAAUUAAGAAGCAUAAUUCUCCUGAAUCUGGAAAAAUCGAAGAAAAAAGUUACCUGAAAUUAACCCCAGUUCAAUUUAAUGGGGAUUUUGUUGAGAAUAAGAAAAAUGAAGAAGAAGAGAAAGAGGGGAAUCAUGGUGAUGUAAAAGAGGUUGAGGAAAAUGAGUGCACACCAAGUGUUUGUGAAAAUGGCUCUGAGAGAGAAGAGAAAAGUCCGCUGGAGAUAACACUUACGAAACUUAAGGAGAAGCUUGUUAGAAGUAAGAAAAAGGAAGAGGAAGAAAGUGCGCGGAAAAUUUCAGUAAGAGGGAAGAAAGGGAGAGGUGAGGAGAGAGAAAUUGGGAUUUCCCGGGUUAAGUUUCGAAAGAUUGAGGAGAAAGUUGAUGACUUUGCUCAUAGUAAUGAAGGGCUUGGUAGUGUGGUUGAGGGGAAACUGCGGAAUGAGGACGACGAAGACGAUGGUGAUGCAUUGUUUGAGGAUGAUUCUCAACAAGAGGAAGAAAAACAGGAAGAUGAAGAAAUAAAGAAGGGCACACCAGGUGUUUGUGAAAAUGGCACUGAGGGGAGUAAACACAAGAUUGAUAAAAGGAUUAAGAUUGACUCGAGCGUGUGUCAUCAGUGCCACAGGGGUGACAAAGGAAGAGUUAUUAGGUGCUCCAAAUGCAAGACCAAACGGUUUUGCAUUCCUUGCAUCACAACCUGGUAUCCACAGAUGACCGAAGAGCAGAUUGCGCUGGCUUGUCCAAUUUGCCGUGGGAACUGCAACUGCAAGGCAUGUCUGCGCAUGGAGGGACCUUUCAAAAAUCAGGUGAAGGAUGGAUAUAAUAUUAGCCUAGAAGUAAAGAUUGACCACACCAAAAAUCUGUUGAGGACUAUUCUGCCAUUUCUAAAGCAAUUUAAUCAGGAACAGAUGACAGAAAAGGAAAUAGAAGCCAUAAUUCAGGGUGUACUAGUAUCUGAAGUAGAAAUUCAAAAUGCAAUUGGGCGAGAAAAUGAGCGUGUAUUCUGCAACAACUGCAGAAACUCCAUUGUCGAUCUUCACAGAAGUUGUCCAGAAUGUAUGUAUGAUUUGUGUCUCACUUGCUGCCGGGAAGUUCGUGCUGGACAGCUGCAGGUUUGUGAAGAAGCUGUAACGGAAUAUGUUAACAGGGAUGUACAAUCUAUGCAUGCUAAAAGCUCUCGUGGUCGGUCAAAAAAAUCUACUAGAGGCUACAACACUCUUUCCAAUUUGGAGGGUUCAGCUAGAAAGAGAGCGCAUGCCCAAUCAGAGAGAAUUGCUGGAGGCAAAGAUGCUCCUGCUCAAGUAAAGAGAAUAGCUGGCGGCCUUUCUCCUGAGUUACCCCUUGAUCAAAACAAGGCUACAUCUGAAUGGAAAGCAGAGAACAAUGGUGCCAUUACUUGCCCUCCACCAAUAUAUGAGGGUUGUGGUGGUGCAAUUCUUGAAUUAAAAUGUAUCUUAUCAGAUGGUUGGGUCUCAGAAUUGUUGAAGAAAGCGGAGCAGACUGUGUCCCAAUGGGAACAAGAUAAUUCUUCCCAUGCUCCUGAGGAAUGUUCAUGCUCUGCUUCAGAUGUUGACUGUGGAGGCAUCGUGCGGAAAUGUGCUUUCAGAGAAGGUUCUAAUGACAAUUAUUUAUAUUGCCCAGAUGCUGGGGACAUUCAAAAUGGAGAUCUCAAACACUUCCAGUGGCAUUGGACCCUAGGAGAACCAAUCAUUGUCAGGAAUGCUCUUGAGACUAAUCCUGGUUUAAGUUGGGAACCAAUGGUCAUGUGGCGUGCUUUUCGUGAAGUUGGAAAUAGGGUAUUGAAGGUGAAAGCUGUUAAUUGCUCAGAUUGGUCUGAGGUUGAUCUCAACUCUCACCAAUUUUUUAAAGAUUAUUCACGAGGUCGAUUGGAGGGUGCUAAGUGGCCUGGCUUACUGAAGUUGAAAGACUGGCCACCUAUUGGUAAAUUUGAGCAGCGUUUACCACGUCAUAGUGCUGAAUUUAUCAAAGCAUUGCCAUUUAAGGAGUAUACACAUCCCAGGAAUGGAGUUUUGAACCUAGCUGCCAAGUGGCCUUUAAGAACUUUGAAGCCAGACUUGGGUCCAAAGGCCUAUAUUGCUUAUGGAUGUGCUCAAGAAUUGGGUUCUGGAGACUCUGUCACCAAGCUUCACUAUCACAUGUCUGAUGUGGUCAAUAUUUUGACACAUACUACUGAAGGUACUCUGCAUCUUGGUAAAGGUGCUCGUCCAUCUGGGAUCUUGGAAGGUUCAGAGGAUAAAAGUGAAGGUGCUCAUUGGGACAUCUUUCGUAGAGAAGACGUUCUUAAGCUACAGGAGUAUUUGAAGGGACAUUAUACGGAAUUUAGGCAUGAUCAUUGCUCUCCAUUGAGCCAGGUCAUUCACCCUGUUCAUGACCAGACAUUUUACUUGAAUGAGGAGCAUAAAAGGAAGCUGAAGGAAGUAUAUGGAAUUGAGCCAUGGACAUUUGUUCAAAAGCUUGGAGAAGCAGUCUUAAUCCCUGCUGGCUGUCCUCACCAAGUUAGAAACUUGAAGUCAUGCAUAAAGGUUGCGCUUGAUUUUAUCUCUCCCGAGAAUGUUCAUGAGUGUAUCCGUCUUACUGGGGAGCUUCGUAGUCUGCCUCGAAAUCACCAAGCCAAGGAGGAUAAAUUGGAGGUUUGGAAAAUGAUUAUAUAUGCUGUAAAGCAGGCUUUAAACGACUUGAAGACCAUAUAGGAGUCAGAUGAAGAAUUGGUUGCCUGAGCUAGACCUGAGUAAUUUUUCUCGUAAUUCAGGUCUGCAGUUAAGGGUGACUUGAACAGAGUUGAGGCUUCUAUAUUGUACAAAUAAUGUUAACUGAGCUGUGUUUUGGAAGUUAGUUUAAUUGUUAGUAUAGCUUGCACACUCACAGCAAGUCUAAUUGUGAGGAUGGUGACAAUAGCGCGAGCCUCAAGGAAUGUGGCACGUCAGUCCAAACAUUUGGAACAUAAUAUUGACCCUUUGUUUCUAA
Messenger RNA from Chenopodium quinoa (quinoa), 4098 nucleotides. RefSeq names its product lysine-specific demethylase JMJ25-like. The coding region runs from base 1002 to 3824 and encodes 940 amino acids. The transcript is spliced from 12 exons. Gene Ontology annotation, molecular function: transcription coregulator activity; histone H3K9 demethylase activity; chromatin DNA binding. Gene Ontology annotation, biological process: regulation of transcription by RNA polymerase II. Gene Ontology annotation, cellular component: chromatin; histone deacetylase complex. NCBI's taxonomy places the organism in Eukaryota, Viridiplantae, Streptophyta, Magnoliopsida, Caryophyllales, Amaranthaceae. The record is from RefSeq and is a predicted model, not a curated record.